Molecule: messenger RNA, 741 nt
Organism: Hyaena hyaena (striped hyena)
Lineage: Eukaryota; Metazoa; Chordata; Mammalia; Carnivora; Hyaenidae
Product: cationic trypsin
Exons: 5
Coding region: 1-741 (246 amino acids)
Biological process (GO): proteolysis
Molecular function (GO): serine-type endopeptidase activity
Source: RefSeq, a predicted model, not a curated record
AUGAAGACCUUCAUUUUCCUUGCUCUCCUGGGAGCUGCUGUUGCUUUCCCCAUUGAUGACGAUGACAAGAUCGUCGGGGGCUACACCUGUCCAAGGAACUCCAUCCCCUACCAGGUGUCCCUGAACUCGGGCUACCACUUCUGUGGUGGCUCCCUCCUCAAUUCCUGGUGGGUGGUGUCUGCGGCUCACUGCUACAAGUCCCGAAUCCAGGUGCAUCUGGGAGAACACAACAUUGCAGUCACUGAGGGCGGUGAGCAAUUCAUCAAUUCAGCCAAGGUCAUCCGCCACCCCAGAUACAAUCCAAACACUGUUGAUAAUGACAUCAUGCUGAUUAAGCUGAGCUCACCCGCCACCCUGAACUCUCGAGUGUCUACUAUCUCUCUGCCAAGAUCUUGUGCAGCUGCUGGUACCCAGUGCCUCAUCUCUGGCUGGGGCAAUGUCCAGAGCGUUGGGGAAAACUAUCCCGAUGUCCUGCAGUGUCUGAAAGCUCCCAUACUAUCUGACAGUGCUUGCCGUAAAGCCUACCCAGGCCAGAUCACCAGCAACAUGAUCUGUCUGGGCUUCCUGGAGGGUGGAAAGGACUCCUGCCAGGGUGACUCUGGUGGCCCUGCGGUCUGCAACAACGAGCUCCAGGGCAUUGUCUCCUGGGGUAUUGGCUGCGCUCAAAGAGGCAAACCCGGUGUCUACACCAAGGUCUGCAACUAUGUGAACUGGGUUCGGCAGACCAUCGCUGCCAACUAA